Messenger RNA from Echinops telfairi (small Madagascar hedgehog), 1545 nucleotides. It is a transcript of the gene SLC25A17, whose product is annotated as solute carrier family 25 member 17. The record is from RefSeq and is a predicted model, not a curated record. Gene Ontology annotation, cellular component: peroxisomal membrane. The transcript has 9 exons. Lineage: Eukaryota; Metazoa; Chordata; Mammalia; Afrosoricida; Tenrecidae. The coding region runs from base 47 to 970 and encodes 307 amino acids. Gene Ontology annotation, biological process: transmembrane transport. Gene Ontology annotation, molecular function: ATP transmembrane transporter activity; FAD transmembrane transporter activity; FMN transmembrane transporter activity.
GGCACCUGCGGGGACAGUGCGGCUCGGCCCGCGGGGAGCAGCGCCCAUGGCUUCCGUGCUGUCCUACGAGAGUCUGGUCCACGCCGUUGCCGGAGCCGUGGGCAGCGUGACAGCAAUGACAGUGUUUUUCCCUCUGGACACAGCCAGACUCCGACUGCAGGUUGACGAGAAAAGAAAGUCCAAAACCACACACAUGGUGCUUCUGGAGAUCAUUAAAGAAGAAGGCCUCCUGGCGCCAUAUCGAGGGUGGUUUCCAGUAAUCUCCAGUCUCUGCUGCUCCAAUUUUGUCUAUUUCUACACUUUUAAUAGCCUCAAAGCAGUCUGGGUCAAAGGUCAGCGUUCUACUACUGGAAAGGAUCUGGUGGUUGGAUUUGUUGCUGGAGUAGUGAAUGUGUUGCUAACAACUCCACUCUGGGUGGUAAAUACCAGGCUGAAGCUGCAGGGGGCGAAAUUCAGGAAUGAAGACAUUGUACCAACCAACUACAAAGGUAUUAUUGAUGCUUUCCACCAGAUCAUUCGAGAUGAAGGCAUAGUGGCUCUGUGGAAUGGCACAUUUCCAUCCUUGCUGUUGGUCUUCAAUCCUGCUAUCCAGUUCAUGUUCUAUGAAGGUUUAAAACGGCAGCUUUUAAAGAAACGGAUGAAGCUUUCUUCUUUGGACGUGUUCAUCAUUGGUGCAGUCGCCAAAGCAAUUGCCACCACGGUCACCUAUCCCAUGCAGACUGUACAAUCAAUUCUGAGGUUUGGACGUCAUAGAUUAAACCCAGAAAACAGAACACUGGGUAGUCUCCGGAAUGUUCUCUAUCUUCUGCACCAGCGAGUAAGGCGCUUUGGCAUCAUGGGACUCUAUAAAGGCCUGGAAGCCAAACUGCUGCAGACGGUUCUCACUGCUGCGCUCAUGUUCCUUGUGUAUGAGAAGCUGACGGCUGCUACCUUCACCGUGAUGGGGCUGAAGAACCCAGGCAAGCACUGAGACGGCCUACUGGAACCUUGUGGAAAGAUGCUCGAGCUGUCCUGAAAGAUAGCUGAGUGAAAAGAACCAAUUCCCCUUUUACUCUUGCUCCUUCCAGCAUGAAUUUUACCUCUACUGGCUUGAAAAGCAUCCAAGGGUAGACAUGGAGUAGAGCAAACUGGACAUGUUGCCAAUUUCAUUUUUAUGAUAGUUGGUUGGAUAUUUGUGGGGGGUAGCUGGACUCAAGGUCACUAAAGGUUGGACUAAAGACAUGAUUAAAAAACUAAACAACAUUGUGGGGGGUUAUUGGUUUUCUUAAGGGGAGUGGCCUAGUGCUCUUUUUCCAUUUACCAACUGUUUUUUUCCCGGAGCCCUUCCCCAGCUUCCGGACAAAUUUAAGAAGAUUUAGUCCUGCUCAUAAACUACGGAAUAUUGGUAGUUUCCUCACUAACACAAUUCACUGUUUGUUGGACUUGCUGUGUCAUGCUUCAGGAGAAUUAUCUUCUUUAGUACACAAGCUAUUUAUUUUAGUGGUGGGAAAUGAAAAUUAUUAAUCCCAGAUGGUUUACUUAUAAAGAUUUGUUAAGUGUCACUUA